AAGAUUUCCAUUCCUUCCAACAGCGGAGUCGUUUGAGUGUGGUAGGGUUUAGGCAGCGCCGGCCGGAAAAAGAUGGGGGAGCGGGCGAAGGAGUGGCUCCUCGUCGCCGGCGCCGGCGCGGCCGUCGGAGCUCUCUCCGCAGCCGCCUUCAUGAGCUUCCUCUCGAGAUCCAAGGGGAGAGAGGGGUACGUGCGGGACCUGCUGGAAUCGAAUGGCGCGAUGAGUGGCAGCUCCCGAUCAGGUGGGCACCUGGGUGUUGUUGGUAGCUCAGAUCUUCUCUCUGAUGAAGUGGUCUCUGAACAGCUUACAAGGAAUAUACAAUUUUUUGGUCUAGACUCUCAGAAGAAAGUGACUGAAUCUUAUGUCGUGAUCAUCGGUCUUGGAGGGGUUGGCAGUCAUGCCGCUUCGAUGCUCCUAAGAUCUGGGGUUGGCAGGUUGCUCCUUGUGGAUUUUGAUCAGGUCUCACUCUCGUCACUAAAUCGACAUGCUGUGGCAACCAGAGAUGAUGUCGGAACUCCAAAAGCGUUCUGCCUCAAGAAGCAUUUUUCGAUGAUAUAUCCAGAGUGCCAAAUAGAAGCAAGAGUGCAAUUGUAUGAUUCAUCGUCUGAGGAGGAAAUUCUUUCUGGACAGCCUGAUUUUGUUCUUGAUUGCAUAGAUAACAUUGAUACUAAGGUGGCACUCCUUGCGGCUUGCACGCGUAGAGGUUUGAGGGUACUUUCUGCAAUGGGGGCUGGAGCUCGAGCUGACCCGACCCGAAUUCGUAUUGCAGAUUUGAGAGAAUCAAGCAAUGAUCCUCUCUCUCGCUCGGUGCGGUAUCGGCUUAAGAAGGAUCAUGGAAUUGAGGGUGGAGUACCAGUAGUUUUUUCAUUGGAGAAGCCAAAGGCAAAGCUACUUCCCUUUCAAGCUUCAAAAGAAGAGGAAACUCCAUCAGAUUACCAGAUUGUGCCAGGAUUCAGGGUUCGCAUUAUCCCAGUCCUGGGAACCAUUCCUGCUAUCUUUGGUCAAGUUAUGGCCUCCUAUGUGGUUACUCAGCUUGCUAAAUUUGAUUUCCAAACUGAGCCUAUUGUUAACCUAGAUUUGGAUCAUUACCGUGUCCUACAUCAGCGUCUUCUUGAGCAUGAGGAGCUCAUAUAUGGGACAGCCGAGCAAGUUCUGGUGGAUGCUGAGGAGGUAAUGUACGUUGUCAAAGAAUUGUGGCGUGGUCGAAGUGCUAGAGACCAAAGUAUGAAGGACACUGGUCGAAAAAUGUGGAGAGCUGUCAAUGAACUAAUGCUCGUUCGGUGGGACAAAUCAAUGCCUGCUGGUGUGUCAAACUUAAUACUCCUCAAGUUUAGUGAGGCUGAUGCGCAUGAAUCCACCACACUCGAUCGGAUAAAAGAAGAAGAACCGGAAUUUCACUCUAUGGUUUUGCGUGUCCUGAAACGAGCUGAAACGGAGUUUGCUUUAUGAGUGGGUCACUGAUCUUAUUGGAUUUCCACAGCUGCUAUUCGGUGAUAACCUUGGAACCAAUGGAUCAAGAGAUAAUAUUCAGUUUUGCGGGAUCCAAUUCUGGGAAUAGCUGAUCAGGAAGCUAAGAUGAUAAUGACGUGUGUUUAUUUUUCCGCAGUCGAACCACCUACUUCCUGUCAUCACGGAGUUGUGUUACUUGUUUGCCGUGUCCGUCUUUUAGCAACGAUCUAUCUUGUAACUAGCGAAACCUGAGAUUUUCUUGUGAUCCCACAGGCAGGUGCAGUUUUGUCACGUACGAGUGUGUACCUUAUGUAAACCGUGAAGCCAGCAGAUAAUUCUUAUCUCACAUUUGAUA
Molecule: messenger RNA, 1804 nt
Organism: Phragmites australis (common reed)
Lineage: Eukaryota; Viridiplantae; Streptophyta; Magnoliopsida; Poales; Poaceae
Product: tRNA threonylcarbamoyladenosine dehydratase-like
Exons: 11
Coding region: 73-1449 (458 amino acids)
Biological process (GO): cyclic threonylcarbamoyladenosine biosynthetic process
Cellular component (GO): plastid
Molecular function (GO): ubiquitin-like modifier activating enzyme activity; tRNA threonylcarbamoyladenosine dehydratase activity
Source: RefSeq, a predicted model, not a curated record